AUGUUUACAUUUAUUAUUGGAUUUAUUCUUGUGUUAAUUCUUCUUUAUGCUUCAAAAAAAUUCUACUGGUCAGGAACUCGAUGUCCAUCAAAAGAUCGGAUGGAUGAUAAAAUUGUUGUUAUUACUGGAAGUAAUACAGGAAUUGGAAAAUCUACAGCUAUUGAAUUAGCUAAACGAGGUGCACGUAUUAUUCUAGCUUGUCGUAAUCAACAACGAGCUGAAGAAGCAAAACAAGAGAUACAAAUUAAAUCUAAUAACAAUCAAAUUGAAAUUGAAAUUCUUGAUACAUCUUCAUUACAAUCUGUACGUGAAUGCGCUAUACGUUUACGAAAACGUUUACCGAGAAUUGAUGUUUUAAUUAAUAAUGCUGGUGUUCAUACACGAUCGAACGAGAAAUCAAUCGAUGGUUUUGAAAUACAUUUUGCUACUAAUUAUCUUGGUCAUUUUCUUCUAACUAAUCUUCUUCUCGAUCUAUUAAAAAAAGCACCAUCAGCUCGAAUUAUAAAUGUUGCAUCUAUAGCACAUAUAUUUUUCAAUUGUCAGAUAUAUUGGGAUGAUAUUAAUUUAGAAAAAACAUCUUAUAAAGCAUUCUAUGCAUAUGCACGUAGUAAACUUGCUAAUAUUAUGUUUACAAAUGAAUUAGCUAAACGAUUAAGAGGAACAAAUAUUACUGCUAAUAGUCUUCAUCCAGGUAUGGUACGCACAGAAAUGUCUCGUUAUGCUGGUGGUCCUUAUGAAAAAAUUCUUUAUAUAAUUGAACAAUUGAUGACACCUAUUGCAUGGGUUUUUAUUAAAAGUUCUGAAGAAGGUGCACAAACAACAAUCUAUUUAGCAAGUGAUAUUCAUCUUGAUAAUAUUAGUGGAAAAUAUUUUAGUGAUUGUGUUGAAAUUCAACCAUCAAAAAUGACACUUAAUGAAGAAGAUAAUCGACGUUUAUGGUUACUUAGUGAAAAAAUGACAAAACUUGAUGAUUCUUUAAAAAAUUAUUAA
This is a messenger RNA of Rotaria sordida, 990 nucleotides long. NCBI's taxonomy places the organism in Eukaryota, Metazoa, Rotifera, Eurotatoria, Philodinida, Philodinidae. The record is from the annotation of a GenBank genome assembly.